AGUGCAGGCUGCUAUCAGUAGAGGGAGCAGUUACAUAUGAGCUCUGGGCUGGCGAUGCUAGGUCUCGAUGUUGCUCUGCUCAUUCCAGGACGGUAGUUAUGAUCUCAGACAUCUAGGUCCGUGUCUCAAUGUUUCUCUGCUCAUUCUAGGACGGUAGUUAUGAUCUCAGACAUCUAGAUGGCCUAUCCAAAAAGUCACAACCCCUUUGCAGAAGAUGACGAAGAGGAAGACUUCAGACCCAAAGCUAGAGGAGUGAGCCAUGAUGAUUUCGGUGACAGGAACAUGACUGAUGCUGAGAGGAGACAACAAUACCUCCAACAGCAAGUGAUGCGUACUGCUCAGUCUGCAGUCGACAGCAGUUACCGCUCGCUUGGCAUGAUUUAUGAAUCGGAGAAGAUAGGAGUGGAGACAGCUGAGGAGUUGAUGCGUCAGGGAGAAGUCCUGAAGAGGACGGACAAGGCGCUGGACAACAUGGAUCAGGACCUGAAGACCAGCCAGAGGCACAUCAACAGUAUCAAGAGCGUUUGGGGCGGACUGGUCAACUAUUUCAAGGGCAAACAAGAGACGCAGCCACCUCCUGAAGAAACCCAAAAAUAUGAAGCCAAUGAAAGAUUACAGUCUGCCCUGUCCAACAGUCGUGCCAAUGACGACAAGUAUCAGGCCAGUCACCCUAAUCUGCGGAAAUUGGAGACAGGAGGUUUCGGAGCCUCUGCUUCUUUUGACGGCAGCUCGUCCACACAGAACAACUAUUCCAAGAACCAACACCUUCGACAAGCUCACCAGACGCUGGACAACAACCUUGACGACAUGUCUGAAGGUUUGAAGAGACUGAAGAAUCUUGGAUUGGGCCUGCAGUCUGAGAUCGAGAGUCAAGAUGACUCCAUCGACUCUCUGCUCAACAAAGUGGACAAGAUGGACCUGAAGAUUCACAACACAAACCAACAGAUAAAGAACCUUAAAUAACAGAGACAGAACUAGUUGAUAUAUUAAAUUGUCCUGUAAACUCUUAAGUUUGUUCCAUUUCACGUCAUGUCACAUGACUGGCCAUCUAGUAAGAAGUUGAAUGUUCCACUGCUGAGCAUUGAGCACACUGAGCAUUUUCCUUUUGUUGACAGUUAUGUCAUCAUAGUGGAUGCCUAAUUCACCACUGCCUUACAAAUCAUUGUCUAUCUAUUUACUUUUGUUUGUCUUAAAGGAUGUGCUUUUCACUCUCCACAAGAUUUCCUUAAAGUCCAUGUUGUCUUUCUGUCAUCAUAUAGCCAUAUGGUUUAUUAAAAAAUGUCUACAUGUUUAUGAAAGAGGCCAACAAAUGUAAUGUGGACGUGUAUUCUGGCAAACAUAAUUCACAAUUCUGCAGAAUUGGGAUUGUUCCCGUGAAAAUAAGAUACUUGAAUAUAAACAUUUUUUUAUGUCAAGACAUUUCACAGACACAUAAAGACAGACUGGGAGCAGUGAUGUCAAAG
Synchiropus splendidus (mandarinfish) is the source of this 1463-nucleotide messenger RNA. RefSeq names its product synaptosome associated protein 29 (gene snap29). The transcript has 6 exons. Lineage: Eukaryota; Metazoa; Chordata; Actinopteri; Syngnathiformes; Callionymidae. Gene Ontology annotation, molecular function: syntaxin binding; SNAP receptor activity. Gene Ontology annotation, cellular component: SNARE complex; plasma membrane. The coding region runs from base 178 to 963 and encodes 261 amino acids. The record is from RefSeq and is a predicted model, not a curated record. Gene Ontology annotation, biological process: synaptic vesicle fusion to presynaptic active zone membrane; synaptic vesicle priming; exocytosis.